AUGUCGGUGGGCAGGCUCCCUUCUGAAGCUGACGACAAGGAGUCCAAGAGGGCUAGAAGGAUGGCCACGCCCCUAGUCGGAUUCUUGGAUGAGGACAAACUAGGAACCCUCCAACCCCACAACGAUGCCCUAGUCGUCACGCUCAGGAUUGGUGGAUACGACGUGAAAAGGGUGCUAAUCAAUCAGGGCAGCGCCGUGGAAGUGAUGUAUCCUGACUUGUACAAGGGGUUGAAACUGAAACCAAAGGACCUGACAGCAUAUGAUUCCCCUUUAGUGAGUUUCGAGGGAAAAACCAUCACUCCAAAAGGCAUGAUUAGGCUGCCUAUACAAACAGACUCGGACGUGGUGGAGGUGGACUUCAUAGUGGUAGACGCAUACUCCCCCUACACUGCCAUUGUAACCAAGCUGUGGCUUCAUGCCCUAGGGGCUAUGUCAUCAACCUUAUACUAA
Molecule: messenger RNA, 450 nt
Organism: Quercus lobata
Lineage: Eukaryota; Viridiplantae; Streptophyta; Magnoliopsida; Fagales; Fagaceae
Exons: 1
Coding region: 1-450 (149 amino acids)
Source: RefSeq, a predicted model, not a curated record